GCACGCAGCACGCACGCGCGCGCGCCCCCGUAGCGGUUCCGGGUCGCGGGGGCCGGGGACGCCGGCGGCGCCAUGCGGUUCCGGUUCUGCGGGGACCUGGACUGUCCCGACUGGGUCCUGGCCGAGAUCAGCACCUUGGCCAAAAUCUCCUCAGUGAAGCUGAAGCUCAUCUGCGCCCAGGUGCUCAAGGACCUGCUGGGGGAGGCCAUCGAUUAUGAAAAGAUCCUGAAGCUGACAUCAGAUGCCAAGUUAGAGUCUGGGGAUGUGAAAGCCACGAUUGCUGUCCUCAGCUUCAUCCUCUCCAGCGCAGCCAAGCACAACGUGGACAGCGAGUCCCUGUCCAGCGAGCUGCAGCAGCUGGGGCUACCCAAAGAACAUGCCACAGGGCUGUGCCGAUCCUACGAGGAGAAGCAGAGUCCUCUCCAAGACAGCCUCAGGGCUUGCAGCCUGAGAUUGAGCCAGCUGGACUCAGUUUCCUGGAGGGUGGAUUACACUCUCAGCUCCAGCGAGCUACAGGAGGUCAACGAACCCCUCGUACACCUGAUGUUCGCUGUGCGGGACAGGGACAGUGGGGAGACGGAGACCGUCCCCAUGGCCGUGUCAGCAGACAAGUUCCGGGUCCUGCUGGCAGAGCUGAAGCAGGCCCAGGCCCUGAUGAAAACCCUCCUCUGAGGAGCAGCAAGAAGGAGCAAUCACAGGAGCUACCCACCAGCGGAUUUCAUGGCAGGACUCUGCACCGUCUUGGCCCUGGGUACUGCCCAAGUGGAGACGAGGAAGAUGACCCUGAUUCUCUUCUGCCUGCAGGCUGGUGCUGGGGGCAGUGCUCCCUGCUGCUGCUUCCCUCCUUCCUUCCUCAAAGCACUCUCUAGCCACCCUCCCGCCAUGCUCCAGGCCCGUCCGAGGCUGAAACCGUCUUCCCCUGAGCGGGAACACCACAGAGCGGCUGGGCUAAACGCAUUGGCAGUUGAUGCCCUGCGGGCGCUCCUUGCCUAGCCUGCCUUGCUGCAGGCAGCUCUGUUCCCAGAGAGCCUGCAGAAGCUGAUGGCCCCUCCGCUCUUUGCUGUAAAACCGCCCUGCGUGUCUCCGGUAGGGCACGCGGGUGGCCUUGUCCUGCCCGUGUCGUGGUGAGCACCGGUCCCCUGGGCUCCAGCGGCCUCACACCCUCUCGGCCACUGCCGGACGUGACUCUGUUGUUCCCUUGCGAGGGCUCGGGCAGCCCAGGUGCUUUUGUCCCGCUCAGCUGCUCCCCAGUGCUGCUUUGAGGUCCCUUUGUGGAGAUCCCUCCUCUCCUUGGCCUGUUGCCUGCCUGGCAGGGAUCCCCCUGCAGGAGGAUCCCUCCUUCCGUGCCGCGUCGGCCUUCAGAUCCGGGGCGGGGAGGGGCCAGCUUUUUGGCGAGACUCCUCUCACCUGAAAGGACCCCAAUAAAGGCGGCGGGGAGAGCGGA
This is a messenger RNA of Rhea pennata, 1444 nucleotides long. It is a transcript of the gene COMMD4, whose product is annotated as COMM domain containing 4. The record is from RefSeq and is a predicted model, not a curated record. Bases 73 to 672 code for a protein of 199 amino acids. NCBI's taxonomy places the organism in Eukaryota, Metazoa, Chordata, Aves, Rheiformes, Rheidae. The transcript has 8 exons.